CCCCUCAGUAGCUCUUCUCUGUCCGCGCGAGCCGCUCGGUGAGGGGAAAAGAAAUCGACACCUCGUCGAGGUAACAGUUUAAUAAAACAGCAGGAAGAGGAGAGAAGAACCGGCAACAUCCCGUCACUUUAAGGAGUUAGAAGGACCGCUCGGCGUUUCGCCGCUUACUUUUAAUUUAAGUUAGCUCGGUUGGUUGGAUAUGUUUGUUUUUUUUUGGUUGUUGUGAGGGUGAAGACAACUCCACUUGUGACGACCGCGCGCUCCCCCUUGGCGACGCGAGUCUCCGCGCGCCGUCCGCGAGACAAGUUCAGCGCGCGAUGUGUUGCGGGACCGCGCUCUUCCGCUCGUCUCGGGCCAACUGUUACUUGUGUGUUAGUAGUUUCUUUUCCUUCUUCUUGUUUUCUUUUUCCUCCUGCUGAAGUUCGUCCGUGUUUCCUGCUUCCGAGGCGAAACAGCCGCGGCACGCGCGCUCUGGGUUCCAGCAGGACAAUUUUAUUCAUUUAUUCCCUGCCUUUUUCCAUAACCUUUUUCAUGCGGGAUAUUAUCACGAUUUAAUUUCACGGCACCCUUUUUUAAUCAACAGAUAUGUGACAUUUUUCUCUAAAGUCAUUUUUGCCUCAGUUAUUUCUCGACUCCAGUGGACAUGGCUCUCCCGGGUUCGGCCCGCGCGCGGUGAUGUGAGACGCGGGGGUCCGCACGCGCUCGCUCGCCCCCCCGACCUCCCCGACCCCCCCUCCAGUCCUCGGCUGCGGUCCGGGAUGAGCGCCGACCUGGAGCGCGCGUCGCUGCGCUCGUCCUCGGCCACCUCGGUGGGCUCGAGCGGCCGCGCGCUCUCCGCCAACGUGCGCAAGCUGCACCACGCGCUCAACGUGCUGCUGAGCGACGCGGAGCGCGAGCAGUUCAUCCACUGCCUCAACGUGUACCACUCGAAGCGCAACGUGUACGACCUCGUGCAGACGCUCAAAGUGAUCCUGAAUGCGCCCAGCAAGCGGCAGCUGCUCCCCAUGCUGCGGCUCGUGAUCCCGCGCUCGGACCAGCUGCUCUUCGACCAGUACACGUCCGAGGGCCUCUACCUGAAGUCGGAGCUGCUGGCGAGCAACGGCGUGCCCGAGAGCGCGGCCACGGAUUCCGUGCACACGAAUAGCGCGCUGUCGCCGGCCACGCAGCCCCGCGCGCCGCCACCCCGCGCGCCGCCGCGCGGCUCUCCGGACAGCUUCAGCACCGGCAGCGAGGGGACAGCUCCCGCCGCGCCGCUUCUGGGGAGGUCUUCCUUCCCGCACGAGCCGCCCGGGGAGGUACGGCAGGUGACCCUGAAGCGCAACAAGAGCAACGAAGGUCUGGGCUUCAGCAUCCGCGGCGGGUCCGAGCACGGGGUCGGCAUAUACGUGUCCCUCGUGGAGCCGGGCUCCCUGGCCGAGAAGGAGGGGCUCGUGGUGGGAGACCAGAUCCUGAAAGUUAACGACAAGGUGUUUGACAGGGUGACGCACGCCGAGGCAGUGAAGGUGCUCAAAGGGAGCAAAAAGCUCUCCCUCUCGGUACGGUCCGUAGGGCGGAUCCCCGGCGGCUACGUCACCAAUCAUGUGUACACGUGGGUGGAUCCUCAAGGGCGCAGCGUGUCCCCACCCCCUGACCUCCCAGAGCACCGCAGCUCUACCAUGCGCCGCACUGAUACCCAGCGCCGCAGCCACCUGCACCUGCUGCAGGAGGGUGACGAGAAGAAGGUGAACCUGGUCAUGGACAAUGGCCGCUCUCUUGGCCUGAUGAUCCGGGGAGGAGCGGAGUACAACCUGGGUAUUUACAUCACCGGCGUUGAUCGGGGAUCCGCUGCGGAGUUCGGGGGCCUCAAGGUGGGCGAUCAGAUCCUCGAGGUGAACGGGCGCAGCUUCCUGGGCAUCCCGCACGAUGAAGCCGUGCGCGUGCUCAAGUCCUCGCGCCACCUGAUGAUGACGGUGAAGGACGUUGGUCGUCUGCCGCACGCCCGCACCGUGGUGGGAGAGACCAAGUGGAUCGCCAGCUCGCAGAUCGCCGACGGAUCCCCACAAAGCAGCGUGGCGGGGCUAUCUAUGGAUCAAGGUGCUUCUGUGUCAGAGAAGCCGGUGUUCUACAAGGGCGUGGCUGGCUCCCAGGUGACCCUGAGCAGCCUGGUGAACCAGUCGCGGGCCAUGCUGGAGGAACAGGCCCGACACUUGCUGACGCAGCCUGAGCGGCAGACCAUGUCCUACUACCUGGAGGAAUACAGAGAUGGCCACGUGGGUGUCGAGCAGCUGGUCAUGGCGCUAUUUGAGCUCUUCAACACACACGCUAAGUUCUCCCUGCUGUCUGAGGUGCGGGGGCUUGUCGCCCCCCAAGACCUGGAGCGUUUUGACGGGAUGGUGCUGCGGCGAGAGAUCGAGGCCCUGAAGGCUCGCCAGGGUGCGGCAGCGGCGGCCAACCCAGACUCUUUCUCCAUGGUUUCCUACCCCGACACCCUGACGUCUUCAGCCAGCUACUUGACCUCCACCACACUUAGCUCAGCACGGAACGACAGCACAAUAGAGAGCAGCAACACCGAGGAGCCGCAGGAAACCACGAGGGAUCUGCCUGACAUAUCUCUGGAUGAUGUGCGGUCCACGACAGACUCCCCCCCCUCCUUCAAACCCCCACCCCCACCGGGGGUUCAGAGACGCCACAGCCACCGGGAUCAGGCCAAACGGCCCUCCUCUGACUCCUCCCACUCGGGGCUGUACUUCACAGCGCCCCUCCGCAGCCCUCAGGACAUGGGCCCUGAUCCUCCUGUCCCUGACCCUCGCAGGAAGGAGGUGGUGGCCACGCAGCUGUCCUUGGUCACCCGGCACCCAAUCCGGCCCUUCCCCCGGGUACAGUCUCCUAGCCGGGCUGCACCUGCCACCCUCCCAUCCAUGACGCCCCAUGCACCUCGCUGCUCUCUCCCCACAGCCGCGCCCCCGAGUCCAGACAAGCCACUUCCCCCAUCCCCUGCCUCCAACCAGCACUUUGUCAUGGUGGAGGUGCACAGGCCCAACGCUGAGCCUGACGUCAAUGAGGUUCGGCCACUGCCCCAGGCCAGAGGAGCCACGCUGUCCCAGCUCUCGGACAGUGGUCAGACCCUCAGCGAAGACAGCGGUGUGGACAUCACCGAGUCGGGACGGCUGAGCAAGGACAGCAGCCCCCGACCUUCUCGGACGCGCCCUCCACAGGAUGCCCAGGCUGCUGAGCCCGUCUCUAAGCCGCCCGGUCUUCUCGAGCCCACAUCCAGCCUGGUCCGAGUGGCCAAGACCACAAGCACCCUGGGAAUUGCCAUCGAGGGUGGGGCGAACACCCGCCAGCCACUUCCACGUAUCGUCACCAUACAGAGGGGUGGCUCGGCGCACAACUGCGGGAAGCUGAAGGUGGGCCAGGUGAUCCUUGAAGUGAACGGUGUGUCACUAAGGGGCCGAGAACAUCGUGAGGCUGCACGACUAAUCGCCGAGGCCUUCAAGACCAAAGAAAGAGACUACAUUGACUUCCUGGUCACGGAGUUCAAUGUUUCCUUGUAGGGUCGCGGUGGAGGUCGGGUAAUUUUAGGCGUGGUAUGGAGCGGUGCAGAUGGGAGGACAGAACUGGAGUGUGGCACACAUGUUUUAGGUCACAUCCCUCCAAAUGCUCCUCUUCCUGCCCUGUGCUGUACUUUCUGAUGGAAUUUGGAGGUCAGGAGGUUUGAGCGAGGAAAUUGGUGCCUGGCAGGAUCGCUCCAGUUGAUUGUGGAUGGUUCUCUUCUACACUGGUGCUCCCGCUGACCUCCUUGCAGCCAAAACCCAUGGAUCUUGGAUCCCAGCCCACGUUCCGGUCUUAAAGAACACAAGGAUGCCAAGAUCGGUGAAGUGACAUAGAAGACGUGGACAAAAAGUUCCCUCUGCCCGCACCCCUUCAGAUCCCUGGGUGCUCUCUGCAUCUUUCCUUUUAUUUUGUAGUCCCUAAGGUGCGGUCCCUCAAACAGGUGGGUCCAGAAUCAUGAGCUGACUUAGCUGGACUCAGAAAAGGACCGUGGUGGGGUGGACUGCUCUGCCGCACCACCAAAACUCAUACAUGGUGGGGAAAAGGGAAGUCACACCCUUGUGUGCAGCACAACAGCAGCCAAACUGCAAAACCCUACCUGAACAAGUUAAGUCUGCAUCCUCGGUCAUCCAGUAACGCUGCAACGCCUCCCAUCAGUGUUUUCUGUACCCGCAAUUGACGUUUUUAUGAACACAUACUGGUUUGCAGAAGAACAGACAUAGCUGAGGAGAGAGGGACGAUAUGCUGCUCUAUACACUGUUACAGUAUUAUAUUUAACGAGACAUCUUACGGCAUAAUGUUUCAAACAAUAGUUGAAAUGAAGUGUUAAGCUUUGUCCAGUCUUUAACGUACAUGAAAUUCUUUAGACAUUUACAGUCUUUUGUGAGUCAGCCGUAUUAGAUUUGUCCGCGCAGAACCGCCAUCGACCGAAUUGCUUGGUGAUUAUUACACGGAGCACUUGUAAUUUGGGUCGGAAGGAGAGGAUGAGCUCUCGGACAGACUUGCGAUAAAAACGCAGAGCAGAGCCCGCAGUGCGGAUCUGCGCCUGGCUUCACGUGGGCCAACUAAAAUAAAAAGAAAUAAAGGGAACGAAACGGCAGUUUGCACCUACGAAACACUGAGGGACAGACAGCAACUGAGAGGAUUAAGGUGGACUAAAUGAGACUAAUACAGAGUGGUGCUCCCUGGGGUAUUUCUAGGGAUACUUACUGGGUGGGGGGCGGUAUCACAGGGUAUUUCAGUAAACCGUCACAUGUGUCGCUCCCAGCCUGCAGAGUGAUCACUGCAGUCAUUAGGAGAUUAUUAUAUUCUCCGUGAUGAACGGAGCGUUCGGCCCUAUCCGGCGUGUCCGUGUUUGCGUGCGCGCGUGUGUGAGUGCGUGUAAGAGAGGGCUCCGGUGACUCUGAGUGACGGAUAACUCCAAAGAGGAAGAGAGGCUGGGAAUGGAAGGGGGACGUGCACGAAGCAAAGCGAUUCUGCCCCCUUUUCCCCCCAACAUUUCUAUUUGUAGAAUGAUUUCUACGUUCUGCUACGUUCUGUUUACAUGCGUGGGCUCAGCAAAGGUGGAGCUUUGAGGGGUUAAAGCACUAAAACACUAUUUUGAAUAUGCAGUAAUAACUUAAGGAAACACUAUAAAUACAUUGUGGGCACUGCAGUAUUUUUCUAAAUUGGCACACUGCUGUAUAGAAAUGUUCUGUUUGCUGAUGCAUGUGAUCCCAAGUUUUAAAUAUAUAUACAGUACAAACAAAUUAUAUAGUAUAUAUUUUAUACUGAAUUGUCAUUGAAGCCCCAGUAUAUGGAAAUCUGAAGACUGCGAAUAAAUAGUGUGCAGUUACAGUACAUCAGAUUUCUUUCGAACAGAGGGUAUCCCCAUUCUCAUGAAAGGUUUGGUGUUUUUCUUUCUACAGCUAUUUCUUUUAAUCGGCCUGUCCUUCAAAACAUGACAUGUUGCCAUGGACAUUUCUUGGACAACGGCAGAUGAUAUUCUGACGGCAUUGUUCCAUUGCAAGGAUGGCAGUGAUAUCGCAGAAGUUGUAACACAGGAUUGCAUUUCCCAUGUGCAUACUGUAUUUUUUGUCUUACUCUGGUCUACUGAUGUCCCACCACAAGAGCUGAUUUAAACAUUUACGCCACUUGGACGUCUGUUGUUUAUAUUUUAAUGCAGGGCGGUACUUAA
Scleropages formosus (Asian bonytongue) is the source of this 5707-nucleotide messenger RNA. RefSeq names its product whirlin a (gene whrna). Gene Ontology annotation, molecular function: protein binding. Gene Ontology annotation, biological process: auditory receptor cell stereocilium organization; sensory perception of sound. The transcript has 12 exons. Gene Ontology annotation, cellular component: stereocilium tip; cilium; plasma membrane. NCBI's taxonomy places the organism in Eukaryota, Metazoa, Chordata, Actinopteri, Osteoglossiformes, Osteoglossidae. The record is from RefSeq and is a predicted model, not a curated record. Bases 759 to 3533 code for a protein of 924 amino acids.